AUGUCGCUUGGAGAAAUUGCUUGCUCAUACGCACUUCUCAUCCUCGAAGAUGAUAAAAUUGCCGCUGACAAUAUCACCACUUUGUUGAAAAGUGCUAAGGUUGAUGUCGAAUCAUACUGGCCCAGUCUAUUUGUUAAACUUGCUGAGAAGAAAAAUAUUAAGGAUUUGAUUGCUAGUGCUGCUGGUAGUGGAGCCCCAGGAGCUGUUGCCGCUGCCCCAGUUGCUGUUGUCGCUGCUCCCGUGGUCGAGGAGAAAAAGGAGGAACCCAAAGAAGAGAGCGAUGAUGACAUGGGAUUUAGCUUGUUUUAUUAGGUUCUGUUUUAAUAUAAUUCAGUCAAUUUUUGUUGUGGUACCUUUAGCUAUCUGAAUAUUUUCUACAAAUUUUUAGUUUUGUUAUCACUUGUGUCCAUUUGAGGAUUUGGCAAGUAAAUUUACAUUAUUCUGUCUUCUUUUCAUUGUUU
Molecule: messenger RNA, 461 nt
Organism: Lathyrus oleraceus (garden pea)
Lineage: Eukaryota; Viridiplantae; Streptophyta; Magnoliopsida; Fabales; Fabaceae
Product: 60S acidic ribosomal protein P1
Exons: 3
Coding region: 1-312 (103 amino acids)
Biological process (GO): translational elongation; cytoplasmic translation
Cellular component (GO): ribosome; cytosolic large ribosomal subunit
Molecular function (GO): ribonucleoprotein complex binding; structural constituent of ribosome; protein kinase activator activity
Source: RefSeq, a predicted model, not a curated record